AUGGCUUCCAAGAGCAUGAAAUUAUUGGUCUAUUUUCUUCUCCUCAAUGUCAUCUUUUUCACCUUAGUGAGUGCAUGCGACGAUGAUAAAUGCAAAAAGCAUAAGGGAAAACACGGGAAAAAGCAUAAGAAGCCGGAAUGUCCGGAACCACCACCAUCACCACCACAACCUCAAAGCCCUCCGACAUCUAAACCACCACCACCUCAACCUCAAAGUCCACCGCCGACGCCCCCUUCACCUCUUUCUCCACCACCACAACCUCAAAGUCCUCCGCCAUCUACACCACCACCGUCACCACCUAUUCAGCCUUCGAGUCCACCCCCAACUCCCCCAUCCCCUCUCUCGCCGCCACCUAAACCUCAAAGUCCCCCGCCGUCUACUCCACCACCAACUCCUCUUUCGCCGCCACCUAAACCUCAAACACCCCCUCCGACUACCCAACCGCCAACUCCCCCGACUCCUCUCUCACCACCACCGUCUACCCCACCGCCAACUCCCGUUCUCUCGCCACCACCUAAACCUCAAACACCCCCUCCAUCUACUCCACCACCAGUUCAACCAUCAAGCCCACCUCCAACUCCCAUUCUCUCGCCACCACCUAAACCUCAAAGUCCCCCGCCGUCUACUCCACCGCCAUCUCCUCCAUCUCCUCUCUUGCCACCUCCUACACCUAAAACACCCCCUCCGUCCACCCCGCCACCCGUUCAACCGUUAAGCCCACCGCCAACUCCCGUUUUGUCGCCACCACCUAAACCUCCAACUACCCCACCACCAGUUCAGCCGUCAAGCCCACCGCCAACUCCCAUUUUCUCUCCACCACCUAAACCUCCAACUACUCCACCACCUGUUCAGCCGUCAAGCCCACCGCCAACUCCCGUUUUCUCGCCACCACCUAAGCCCCCAACGCCGCCUCCGUCUACGCCACCACCUGUUCAGCCGUCAAGCCCACCGCCAACUCCCGUUCUCUCGCCGCCACCUCAACCUCUAACUCCCCCCCCGUCUACCCCACCACCAGUUCAACCUUCAAGUCCACCACCAACUCCGCCUUCUCCCCUCACUCCUCCGCCGCCUUCCCCUUCAAGCCCACCACCACCACCGGAGAAACCACAUAAAAAGCAUAAACCUAAGGGAACUUGUCCAAAGGGUAUUGAAACCAAACAAUUUCGCAAAUGUCGUGGUUACACAAAGGGCGACGUCAUCAACAAGGACGAUGCUAAAAAAUGUUGCAACUACGUUGACCUAGUGGAUGACGACGCUGACGUUGCCGCUUGCCUUUGCAAAGGUGCCUCCUCAAAGACUUCCGACGUUUCAAAGAUCCUUAAAAAGUGUAAAAAGAAGCUUCCAGAUGAUUUCGAAUGCCCCAACUAA
Messenger RNA from Oldenlandia corymbosa var. corymbosa, 1368 nucleotides. The record is from the annotation of a GenBank genome assembly. Lineage: Eukaryota; Viridiplantae; Streptophyta; Magnoliopsida; Gentianales; Rubiaceae.